Molecule: messenger RNA, 1202 nt
Organism: Cucurbita pepo subsp. pepo (vegetable marrow)
Lineage: Eukaryota; Viridiplantae; Streptophyta; Magnoliopsida; Cucurbitales; Cucurbitaceae
Product: proteasome subunit beta type-5
Cellular component (GO): proteasome core complex; cytoplasm
Molecular function (GO): threonine-type endopeptidase activity
Source: RefSeq, a predicted model, not a curated record
CCUUCGAUUUCCCUGUGAACGUCCUCAUUUUUCCCUCCAUUCCGAUCAUUUCCUUCGAGGCUGUGUAUCUCCGUUUGGUCGUAGUUCCUUUUUUUGUUCUCAUAUUGCUCUAGAUUCUAGCUCAAGAAGUUGAAACAUGAAGUUCAAUACCAGUGGUCUUCAAACAACAGCUCCGCUGUUUGGGCCAAAAAUGGAGUUCAUGGAAGGGUUUGCAGCUGCUCCAUCCUUUGAGAUCCCUAAUUCCAGUGACUUUGAUGGCUUUCAGAAAGAUGCCAUUCAAAUGGUAAAGCCAGCAAAAGGAACAACCACACUGGCUUUCAUUUUUAAGGAAGGAGUCAUGGUUGCUGCUGAUUCCCGUGCCAGCAUGGGAGGCUACAUAUCAUCGCAAUCUGUGAAGAAAAUUAUUGAAAUUAAUCCUUACAUGCUUGGUACAAUGGCUGGAGGUGCUGCUGAUUGUCAGUUUUGGCAUAGAAAUCUCGGUGUCAAGUGCCGCCGACAUGAACUAGCAAAUAAGCGUCGGAUUUCAGUUGCCGGAGCAUCAAAAUUACUGGCCAAUAUUCUGUACUCCUAUCGUGGAAUGGGUCUCUCUGUUGGGACUAUGAUUGCUGGAUGGGAUGAAACAGGUCCUGGUCUAUAUUACGUAGACAGUGAGGGAGGAAGGCUCAAGGGAACAAGAUUUUCUGUUGGAUCUGGUUCACCUUAUGCCUACGGUGUCUUGGAUAAUGGGUAUCGGUACGACUUGUCUGUAGAAGAAGCUGCUGAACUGGCUAGACGAGCGAUUUAUCAUGCAACUUUCCGAGAUGGAGCCAGUGGUGGAGUUGCUAGCGUUUAUUACGUGGGACCAAAUGGAUGGAAAAAGCUAUCUGGCGACGAUGUAGGAGAACUUCAUUACAACUACUAUCCCGUGACGCCAACUACAGUGGAUCAGGAAAUGGCUGAAGUAACCGCCGCUUGAUGAUCCCAUAUAGACAGACAUGAGCAGGUUGAGACAUUCUCGCUCCCUAUUCAUUUGUGCUUCUGGGGGGAACUGAUUCUAAAGAGAUUGCUUUAGAUGUGGAGUGUUUUUAAAGUAUUAUGGGAUCCUUAAAAUGUUUGAUUGGAUCAUUCUGUCCUGUUAGUCGAGUUAUAAUAGCUGCAUGGAGAAGAACAUUGCUUGUGUUUCCUAAAUUUUAGAUCCCUUGCUUCAUUGGACUACCUUGCUU